CCCAACCCAUUUUCAUUCUACCCAACGGUUCGGGUUGCAAGUUUUCCUUGUCUAAAAUUCCCAGCAAGUUUUCCUUGUCUAAAAUUCCGAAAGAUCCGAUACUUUAUCAAUCAAAUUCAAACACACCCAUGAAUCGAUUCUUCAAUAUCAUCACUAAAAAGGUUGGAGGAUUCAGAGGCUAUGCUGCUGGUGCAGAGAGUAAGAACAGCUUCAAUGUUCGAAGCUUAAAAAUCGAAGGGGUUACAGAUAUUAUUGCUGUUGCUUCUGGCAAAGGUGGUGUGGGAAAGUCAACUACUGCUGUCAACUUGGCUGUUUCACUGGCUAAUACGUGCCAGCUUCGUGUUGGAUUGCUCGAUGCUGAUGUAUAUGGACCGUCAAUUCCUACAAUGAUGAAACUACAUGGGAAGCCUGAAGUAAGUGAAGGAAACAAGAUGAUUCCGAUCGAAAACCAUGGAGUCAAGUGUAUAUCAAUGGGAUCGCUUGUCGAGAAAGAUGCUCCAAUUGUGUGGAGAGGCCCUAUGGUAAUGAAAGCUCUUGAACAAAUGACGAGAGGAGUUGAGUGGGGCCAGUUAGAUAUUCUUGUGGUGGAUAUGCCACCUGGCACCGGCGAUGCUCAGAUCUCUAUGUCACAGAGGUUGCAGUUAUCAGGAGCAUUGAUUGUAUCGACUCCUCAAGAUGUUGCGUUAAUGGAUGCUAGAAGAGGAGUCAAAAUGUUCUCCAAAGUCUCUGUUCCUAUAUUGGGACUGAUAGAGAACAUGAGCUACUUCAAAUGUCCACACUGCAGCAAACCUUCUUACAUAUUUGGAAAAGGCGGAGCACGUAAAACAGCCGACGAAAUGGGACUGGGAUUUGUCGGUGAAAUACCACUGGAGGAAGAGAUCAGAAGUGGGUCUGAUGAAGGUGUUCCUGUAGUCAUAUCUCAACCGGAUUCUGCUGUUUCAAAAGCAUAUUGUGAUGUAGCUCACAAAGUUAUUAAUAGACUCCAUGAAUUAGCAGCUGACCAACAUAUUAGACCCGUCAUAACCCUAUAAAGAAAAUCACCAUUUCUGUUGGAAUACAUGACGACUUGCCUCAAAAGAUUUAGCUUUUUGUCAUUCGAGAAGCUUAGUUUGUAGUGUUGUAUCGGUUUUGUAAUGCAUUUUUAAACUCCCUUUAAUUGGUUCAUUUAAAAUGUUGUGUCCCCAAAGGAUCCCCAUCUAA
Messenger RNA from Helianthus annuus (common sunflower), 1200 nucleotides. Its product is annotated as iron-sulfur protein NUBPL. Gene Ontology annotation, biological process: iron-sulfur cluster assembly; mitochondrial respiratory chain complex I assembly. The record is from RefSeq and is a predicted model, not a curated record. Gene Ontology annotation, cellular component: mitochondrion. Gene Ontology annotation, molecular function: 4 iron, 4 sulfur cluster binding; ATP-dependent FeS chaperone activity; ATP binding. Bases 129 to 1031 code for a protein of 300 amino acids. The transcript is spliced from 8 exons. Lineage: Eukaryota; Viridiplantae; Streptophyta; Magnoliopsida; Asterales; Asteraceae.